UAUGGAGAGAGUUUCUUCCCAUUUUCUCGUCCUUGCACUACUCUUACCAAUCCAUUAUUUGAUGGAUUAUAGCUCAGCCAAAAACGAUAUCACUGAUCGUUCUUCCCUUCUCGCCUUAAAAUCCCAAAUCACAUUAGAUCCUCAAAAUAUAUUGACCCAAAAUUGGAGCACUGAAGCCAGUGUUUGCAAUUGGAUCGGAGUUACUUGUGAUUCACACUACAAUAGGGUGACUCAGUUGAAUAUAUCGUACAUGGGUCUUGUCGGAACCCUCCCACGAGAAAUCGGGAAUCUUUCUUUCCUUGUCUCUUUAAAUGCGAGUCACAACUCUUUUCAUGGCCUCAUUCCCCCAUCUAUCUUCAACAUGUCAUUUCUAGAAGUUUUGGAACUAAAGAAUAAUAGUUUGUCUAGUAGUUUACCUCUUGAUAUGUGCACACACAAUCUGCAUAGACUCAAGAGGCUUCGUAUAUCUUACAAUGUGUUGUUUGGGGAAAUACCAUCGAGUUUGGGGCAGUGUUCACAGCUUGAGUAUCUUUCUUUGUCCAACAACACUUUCACUGGAUUUGUGCCGACAGAAAUUGGGAACUUGACCAAGCUUCAAAUGUUGUUCCUUAGUGAAAAUAAGUUGACUGGUCCAAUACCAUCUACUAUUGGAAACCUCUCAAACUUGGUAUACUUAUAUCUUAGUUACAACAAUUUAAAUGGUCCAAUACCAUCUACUAUUGGAAACCUCGCAAACUUGGUAUACUUACAUCUUGGUUACAACAAUUUAAAUGGUCAAAUACCAUAUUCUACUAUUGGAAACCUCUUAAACUUGGUAUACUUAGAUCUUGGUUACAACAAUUUAAAUGGUCGGCUACCAAAGGACAUUUGCAUGCAUAAUAGCCUUCAAAGACUCAAAACACUUCACCUAUGGGAGAACAAAUUGGAAGGACAUAUACCAUCAAGUUUGUACCAAUGUCCACAACUUGAGAUUGUUCGCUUGUCAUUUAACAACUUUUGUGGACUUGAGAGUAUUCCCAGACAAAAUGGGAAUAUCACACUGCUUAAGGAAUUGUACCUUCGUUCGAACAAUUUGAGAGGAACAAUACCAUCCACCAUUGAGAAUCUAUCAAAUCUGUCGCUAAUAGAUCUCUCUGACAACGAAUUAAAUGGUCCAAUACCAUCCACCAUUGGGAAUCUAUCAAAUUUGUGGUGGCUAGACCUCUCUGACAACAAAUUAAACGGUCCAAUACCAUCUAUCAUUGGAAAUUUAACAAAUUUGGAGUAUUUAUUGCUCUCUUCCAACAAAUUAAAUGGUGAGCUUCCAUUCUCCAUGUGCAACUUCACAUCCCUUGAGGUUCUGAUUCUCUCAAAUAACAGUUUGGAAGGGUCAAUUCCGCAAUGCUUUCGAAACUUGAGCAAAUCAUUGCUCAUAUUUCAUUUAAAUGCAAAUUACUUUAGUGGCCUCAUUCCAUCAAUAUUUAUCAAAGGGUGUAGUCUUCAGUCCAUCAAUUUGAGUGGUAAUAAAUUGCGAAGAAGAUUACCUAAAUCCUUAAUCAAUUGCAAAAGUCUAAAGGGCCUCGAUGUUGGAAAUAAUAGAAUACAAGAUGAAUUUCCGUUUUGGAUGGAAGCUCUUCCUGAUCUUCGAGUGCUCGUUUUGAAGUCUAACAAGUUUGAUGGUAACAUGUCGCUGCCUUCACGAAGUAACCUUUCAUUCUCGAAGUUGCAAGUUUUAGAUAUAUACCUCAAAAAUAUUUCAAGAAUUUCAGAGCAAUGA
Molecule: messenger RNA, 1756 nt
Organism: Salvia miltiorrhiza (redroot sage)
Lineage: Eukaryota; Viridiplantae; Streptophyta; Magnoliopsida; Lamiales; Lamiaceae
Product: receptor-like protein 11
Exons: 8
Coding region: 2-1756 (584 amino acids)
Molecular function (GO): protein binding
Source: RefSeq, a predicted model, not a curated record